This is a messenger RNA of Charadrius vociferus (killdeer), 728 nucleotides long. It is a transcript of the gene GUK1, whose product is annotated as guanylate kinase 1. Gene Ontology annotation, cellular component: cytosol. Gene Ontology annotation, molecular function: GMP kinase activity. Gene Ontology annotation, biological process: purine nucleotide metabolic process. The record is from RefSeq and is a predicted model, not a curated record. Bases 1 to 597 code for a protein of 198 amino acids. The transcript is spliced from 7 exons. NCBI's taxonomy places the organism in Eukaryota, Metazoa, Chordata, Aves, Charadriiformes, Charadriidae.
AUGCAGGGACCGAGACCAGUGGUCCUGAGUGGUCCGUCGGGUGCAGGGAAGAGCACUUUGUUAAAGAAACUGCUUAAAGAUUAUGAGAACAUCUUCGGCUUCAGCGUCUCCCAUACCACAAGGCAGCCAAGACCCGGAGAAGUAAAUGGCAAAGAUUACCACUUUGUGACCAGAGAGGAAAUGCAGAAAGAAAUCGAUGCUGGUGAAUUCAUCGAGCACGCAGAGUUCUCUGGAAAUAUGUACGGGACGAGUAAAGGUGCAGUGCAGGCUGUUCAGGCCCAGAACCAGAUCUGCGUCCUUGACAUUGACAUCCAGGGCGUGAAGAACAUCAAGAGGACAGACCUGAACCCCAUCUACAUCUCCGUGCAGCCUCCGUCCAUAGACAUCUUGGAAAAAAGACUGCGUGACCGAAAGACCGAGACAGAAGAAAGUUUACUGAAGCGUUUGACUGCAGCCCGCGUAGAUUUGGAACUUAGUAAAGAGCCUGGCCUGUUCGACUUGGUCAUUAUUAAUGAUGAUUUAGAACAAGCCUAUUCCGAAUUGAAGGAGAUACUCCUGGAGGAAAUCAAGAAGACGCAAGAAUCCAGGAAAUCCUGAGCUGAGCCUGCUUGGAUCAUUUAACUUUGCACAGCAUUCCCGAAGAACGUCCCACCAUUUCAUUCCGAGAGACAUUCCCUUUAGGCUGAUCCUCCUCCCGAGUUACUCUAGGAUGUUUCUAUUAAAAGGAA